Molecule: messenger RNA, 1263 nt
Organism: Ornithodoros turicata
Lineage: Eukaryota; Metazoa; Arthropoda; Arachnida; Ixodida; Argasidae
Product: NPC1-like intracellular cholesterol transporter 1
Exons: 1
Coding region: 291-1094 (267 amino acids)
Biological process (GO): sterol transport
Cellular component (GO): membrane
Molecular function (GO): sterol binding
Source: RefSeq, a predicted model, not a curated record
ACGAAUGUGGCAGAUAUAACCGCGCGCGUAAGCCUCUGAAACAGCGACACCCCUUCUGUCAGCAUCACCGUGCAAAAGGGAUUAGGUGAACCUCAACUUGAAUGAAAGGCGGCACAUUUGAGACCCUUAUUUACGUUUGCAUGGAUUACUCACUCCGUAGCCUUGGGAUCUCCCCACCAGUCGGACGUGCCAUCGGCAAGCAACAUCUCUAGGCGCGACCUUCAAGAAACUGGUAGGACGAGUACCUAUUAAAGUAUUUCCGCCCCCGAUGCCUCGCGCGCAGUCCUUCAAUGAGAACAAGACCUACUUUCACUAUGUCUCGUCUCGUGUUCCUCGCUCUCGUUGUCUGCUUGGCAUCUAAUGCAGCCGCAAAAUGUGUCAUGCGGUCCACAUGCGACAAGGAUGAGACCAGGAGUGCCUGCGUUUUCGACGGCGAGGCUCAAACCCUCGCCACUGAAGAGAGUCGGAGUCAUCUAGUGAACCUCUGCGGCGACAUCUUCCCCGAUCCCUACGCCGCUGUUUGUUGUUCGGAUGACCAGGUUCAAGAAUUUUCCGAACAGAUAGAGUCAGCUGUCGUGCUCGGAUUAAACAACUGCCCGGCUUGUGGAACUAACUUCCGGAAUCUUAUCUGCAACAUGGUCUGCUCUCCAGAACAGCACGAGUUCAUCGAGUUGUUGCGUACGGGUGUCAGUGAUGACGGUGAAAAAUUCGUGCAAGAGUUUAACUACCACGUCAACCCUGUUUUUGUGCGAGGAAUGUUUAACGCGUGCGCAAAUGCGAAAAGUAGGAUUGCUUCUGUGCACCUUCUUAACUUCAUGUGCGGUAGGUGGGGAAGCGAUUGUACUGCCGAAAGGUGGUUGCAGUUCCUGGGCGCUACCCCUGACAACGGAGGACUGUCGCCCAUGCAGAUCAACUAUGUGCAGUCGGAAAAUGAGACGGUAACGGUGAACGGUACGGUGUAUCGUCCCAUGAAUGUGCGGCCGUACAGGUGCGACACGGAGGAUACCACGAAGACGUGUUCCUGCCAGCAUUGCCCAGCGUCGUGUCCCGCAGAGAGCGACAAAAAGGAAAAUGGAACGCUCGCUGGAGCCUAGGAAGAAUAGGAGCAUCGUGUUCUGUUGUUUCAGUUCUUAUCUCUGUUCCGUCCAAUCCUGUACAUAGCCACUUCUAUGCUCAUCCAUACAGUUUACGUGGUAGGGAGGUUUGAGGAACAUACAGGCAAUGGGCACGGAACCCAAUAAAAGCCGAAUAUCUGCUCGGAAA